Messenger RNA from Parathielavia appendiculata, 7341 nucleotides. RefSeq names its product FAT-domain-containing protein. Bases 1 to 7341 code for a protein of 2446 amino acids. The record is from RefSeq and is a predicted model, not a curated record. Gene Ontology annotation, biological process: protein phosphorylation; TOR signaling; negative regulation of macroautophagy. Gene Ontology annotation, cellular component: TORC1 complex; nucleus; TORC2 complex. Lineage: Eukaryota; Fungi; Ascomycota; Sordariomycetes; Sordariales; Chaetomiaceae. The transcript has 5 exons. Gene Ontology annotation, molecular function: protein serine/threonine kinase activity; protein-containing complex binding; protein binding.
AUGUCAAUCAUCAAAGAUCAAGCGUCCAGCGCGCUGGACCAGUACAUCAAAGAAGUCAGGAAUCGGAACUAUGCCGAAGACCAACGCAAGCGCGUUGCGCGUCAGGUCCGGGACUUGGUCAACAUCGCCAAACAAGAGAUGAAUGCUGAGCAGUUCCAACGGUUCUUUGACACGGUCAAUCAACGGACCAUGGCUUUGAUCCAAAGCACCGACACAUACGACAAGAUGGGCGGAGUGUACAUCCUUGAUGCGCUCGUCGAUUUUGACGGCAUCGAGCCGGCGCUCAAAUACAGUCGCUUUCAACAAUAUAUCGGGACUAUUCUGCGCGGAAAGGACACGAGCCCAAUGCAAGCUGCAGCCGUGGUUCUUGGCAGGCUGUGCAAGCCAGGCGGAUCCUUGAUAUCCGAGCUUGUUGACGCCGAGAUGCACACCGCCCUCGAGUGGCUGCAAACAGACCGUGUCGAGGAGAGGCGGUUCAGUGCCGUCCUGGUCCUGCGCGAGUUGGCUAGGAACGCUCCGACGCUCAUGUACCCGUACGUGGGCUUCGUCUUCGACCAGGUCUGGAUCGGGCUUCGGGAUCCUAGGUACCUCAUCCGGGCGACAUCCAGCGAGACGGUCAGUGCCUGCUUCAAGAUCAUCCGGGAGCGCGACCAGGAGAUGAAGCAAGAAUGGAUGGACAAGAUGUUUGCCGAAGCGGUCAAGGGCCUCAAGACAAACACUGUCGAAUACAUACACGCCUCACUCCUAGUCCUCAAGGAGCUUCUCGAGCAGGGAGGCAUGUAUAUGCAAAGCCACUAUCAAGAGGCCUGCGAGAUUGUCUUCCGCUACAAGGAUGCUCGUGACUCUGAUAUUCGGAAAACCGUCGUCUUCCUUAUUCCCGACCUGGCCAACUAUGCGCCAACCGAGUUCUCGGCGACCUACCUGCACAAGUUCAUGGUCUACCUUUCUGGCAUGCUCAAGAAGGAGAAGGAACGGAACGAUGCGUUCCUUGCCAUCGGCAACAUCGCCAACGCCGUCAAGAGCUCCAUCGCCCCCUACCUCGACGGCGUUCUCAUCUAUGUCCGCGAGGGGCUCAGUGUGCAGUCCCGCAAGCGCGGCUCCGUCGAUCCAGUGUUUGACUGCAUCAGCCGGCUUGCCGUGGCGGUGGGCCAGACGCUGAGCAAGUACAUGGAAGCGUUGCUGGAUCCCAUCUUUGCCUGCGAGCUUACACCCAAGUUAACUCAGGCUUUGGUGGACAUGGCCUUCUACAUACCGCCCGUCAAGGGAACCAUCCAAGAGCGGCUCCUCAACAUGCUCAGCAGGGUGCUAUGCGGCGAGCCCUUCCGGCCCUUGGGCGCGCCUCAUCCACACCCACCUUCGUCUCUACCGCCCAUACCUAAAGAUCCCAAGGACCCGUCGGUGCACGAGCGAGGCAAGGCUGAGAUAAAACUUGCCUUAAACACGCUUGGCAGCUUUGACUUCUCAGGCCACGUCCUGAACGAGUUUGUCCGCGACGUUGCCAUCAAAUACGUCGAGGACGACGACUCCGAAAUUCGAGAGGCCGCCGCCCUUACCUGCUGCCAGCUCUACGUUCGUGAUCCGAUCGUGAACCAGACAAGUUACCACGCUCUGCAGGUCGUUUCCGAUGUCGUUGAAAAGCUCUUGACUGUGGGCGUCUCAGAUCCCGAGCCCAAGAUCCGUCGGACUGUACUCGCUGCCCUCGACGAGCGAUUCGACCAGCAUCUCGCCAAGGCUGAGAACAUUAGGACCUUGUUCUUCGCCCUCCACGAUGAGCAGUUCGCCGUGAGGGAAGUGGCCGUGUCGAUUAUCGGUCGGCUUGCCCGCCAUAACCCGGCAUAUGUCAUUCCACAUCUUCGCAAGACCAUCAUCCAGAUGUUGACCGAGCUGGAGUACACAGACGUGGCGAGGAGCAAGGAGGAGAGCGCAAAGCUGCUUAGCCUGCUAACGCAGCAUGCCCAGGACCUAGUCAAGCCAUACGUCAGCUCCAUCACCGAAGUCAUCCUGCCAAAGGCUUCCGAUCCCACCCCUUCUGUUGCUGCUACCAUUCUGCAGGCCAUCGGAGAACUCUGCACGGUUGGCGGCGCAGAGAUGCUUGCAUACAAGGACACCCUCAUGCCCAUCAUCAUUGACGCCUUGCAGGACCAGAGCGCCCCUAUCAAACGGGAAGCAGCCCUUCAUACGCUCGGCCAGCUGGCCAGCAAUGUCGGCUAUGUCAUCAAGCCGUACCUUGAAUAUCCGCAGUUGCUCGAGAUCCUUCAGUCCAUCAUCCGGGGCGAACCCCAGCAUGGCCCGCUACGGCAAGAAACCAUCAAGGUCAUGGGCAUUUUGGGAGCGCUGGAUCCUUACAAGCACCAGCAGGUCGAAGAGCGAACGCCGCAAACUCAAAGCCGCCCCGAGGCGGCCCAGCUGACCGAUGUAUCCCUCAUGAUGGGUGGGCUUACCCCCUCGCAGGAAGAUUAUUACCCCACAGUCGUCAUCAACGCCUUGCUUCAAAUCUUGAAGGACCAAUCCUUGCUACAGUGGCACGGUAAUGUGGUAGACUCCAUCAUGAGCAUCUUCAUCACACUGGGCCUCAAGUGCGUCCAAUUUCUCGAUCGAGUCGUCCCGGCGUUCAUUGCCGUCAUCCGGGCUUCGAGCCCAACUCGGUUAGAAUAUUACUUCAACCAUCUCAGCAGGCUCGUCGGUAUAGUCCGCCAGCACAUCCGCGUCUACUUGCCAGAAAUCAUCGAGUUGGUGCAAGAGUUCUGGAACACGACGUCCUCUCUCCAGACGACCAUCAUGGCGCUCAUUGAAUCAAUCGCCCGCUCGCUGGAAGGCGAAUUCAAGAUCUAUCUUGCAAGCCUGCUUCCGCUGAUGUUGGGGGUGUUGGAAAGGGACACCAGCACCAAGCGCCAGCCAACCGAGAAGAUGUUUCAUGCAUUCCUGGUCUUCGGCUCCAGCGCAGAGGAAUACAUGCAUCUCAUCAUCCCCAUUCUGGUCCGCCUGUUCGACAACCCAGCGCAGCCCAUGUUCUUGCGGAAGUCGUCCAUCGAAACGAUUGGAAAGCUUUCCAGCAUGGUGAAUCUCAACGACUAUGCUUCCAAGAUCAUCCAUCCCUUGACUAGGGUCCUAGCCAGCCAGGAACCCAGUCUUAGGGUGGCGGCGCUCGACACCCUCUGUGCGCUUAUGCUGCAACUUGGGCGCGACUACCUGCACUUCGAGCACACUGUCGAAAAGGCCAUUACUAUGUAUGGUAUCCAGCACUCGAACUACGACAAGGCGGUAGAGAAGCUCAAGAAGGGCGAGGCCCUUCCUCCGAAUCUUGCACCUCGAUUCGAGGAUACUUCUGUGGAGCCUUACACUUCCGAGAACAAUCCGCCAAGGAAGCUCGACCUGAAUCCCGUGCAUUUGAAGCAGGCAUGGGACACCAAGGGCAAAGCUACAAAGGAUGACUGGCACGAAUGGUUUCGCAAAUUUAGCACAACGUUGCUCUCGGAGUCGCCGAACCAUUCACUUCGAGCAUGCGCCAGCCUGGCGAGUAACUAUCAGCCUCUAGCGAGAGAGCUCUUCAACUCGGCUUUCGUUUCCUGCUGGAGCGAGCUAUACGAUUCUUACCAAGAGGAACUGAUCACAAACAUCGAGAACACGAUCAAGUCGGAGAAUGUUCCUCCCGACCUCUUGGGCCAGCUUCUCAACCUUGCCGAGUUUAUGGAGCACGAUGACAAGGCGCUUCCCAUCGACAUCCGCAUACUUGGACGUGAAGCUGCGCGAUGUCACGCCUACGCCAAGGCGCUCCACUACAAAGAGCUUGAGUUCCUGCAAGACCACAAUAGCCACGCAGUGGAGGCCUUAAUUGUCAUCAACAACCAGCUGCAGCAGUCGGAUGCCGCCAUCGGAAUCCUGCGUAAAGUCAAGGCUUACAAGGACGGGAUCCAACUGCGGGAGAGCUGGUUUGAGAAACUGGAACGGUGGGAUGAGGCACUCAACUUCUAUUGCCAGAGGGAACGAGAGCUCCCUGAGGACCAACCCACGCCCGUCGACAUUGUCAUGGGCAAAAUGCGCUGUUAUCAUGCCCUGGGCGAGUGGGACUCACUCGCUUCCCUGGCCGGCAAGACGUGGGCCAACUCUGGUCCGGAAAUCCAGCGAAGGAUCGCGCCUUUGGCAACCACGGCAGCCUGGGGCCUCGGAAAGUGGGAUUCGAUGGACAUUUACCUGCAAUCGAUGAAACGCUUCUCGCCCGAUCGUGCUUUCUUUGGCGCAAUCCUUGCACUGCAUCGGAAUCAAUUCCGAGAAGCGUUGGCCUGCAUCGAACAAGCCCGUGAGGGCCUCGACACGGAGCUAAGCGCCUUGGUUAGCGAGUCGUACAACCGGGCCUACCAGGUUGUAGUGAGGGUCCAGAUGCUUGCCGAGUUGGAGGAGCUCAUCGUCUACAAGCAAUCUGGACCCGAAAAGCGUGCCACCUUGCGAGCGACCUGGGAGACUCGUCUCAAAGGCUGCCAGCGCAAUGUCGAGGUUUGGCAGCGGACGCUCCGGCUGAGAUCUCUGGUGCUGACGCCACAAGAAAACAUGCACAUGUGGACAAAGUUCGCCAAUCUCUGCCGCAAAUCCGGGCGGAUGGGUCUCGCCGAGAAGUCACUCAAGCAGCUCAUCGACGCCGACGCCCCGCUGGAAUCGGUUAUUCCCUACUGGUUCGAGCAGCCCAGCAGUCCCGCCCUCGAACGCAUUGCGUCUCCAAUCGUGUACGCAGUGCUCAAAUUCCAGUGGGAAGUUGGCCAGGAACCAGGUGCUCGAAGCUCGGACCGCAGCAUCGCCGAGCGGGCACUCUACUGUCUUCGCAGGUUCAGCGAGGAAACGGCCCACCGCGUGGAGAGCGCAAGGUUGCAGUUGAACGCUUCUGCGCAAGCCGCAAGCGCCAUGGGUGACGGCAUGAACCACACGAGGUACGGCGACUUCGACGAGGCGGCCGUCCUUGGUCCAGAUGCGCAACGGCAAUGGCUUGAACAAACGGUGCUCCUCGCAAAGUGUUACCUUCGGCAGGGCGAUUGGAUGAUCACACUGAAUAAGAAUGACUGGCAGCACACACGGCGCCAAGACAUCCUCGACUGCUACUCAAAGGCUACUCAUUAUCACCCUCGGUGGUACAAGGCCUGGCAUGCCUGGGCACUGGCCAACUUCGAGGUUGUCCAGGCGCUGGCGUCUAAGAAAGAGCUGGAAGCGCGGUCGGAGCACAGCAUCAUCCUUCACCACGUUGUCCCCGCCGUGCACGGCUUCUUCGAGUCCAUCGCCCUCUCAUCUGGCAGCUCUUUGCAGGACACCCUUCGCCUGCUAACCUUGUGGCUCACCUAUGGUGGCUACCAAGAGGUCAUCACGGCCGUCACGGACGGUUUCGCACAUGUCAGCGUCGACACCUGGCUCGAAGUCAUACCCCAACUCAUUGCACGCAUCAACCAGCCCAACAGACGGGUGCAGGCAUCAAUUCAUGCUCUGCUAUCCGACGUCGGGCGCGCACACCCGCAGGCGCUUGUGUACCCCCUUACUGUGGCGAUGAAGUCACGACAGAGCACCCGGCGGUCCAAGACAGCCAGCUUGAUCAUGGAGAGCAUGCGCCAGCACAGUCCCAAGCUAGUGGAACAGGCCGACAUUGUGAGCCGCGAGCUUAUUAGGGUUGCGGUUCUUUGGCACGAGCUCUGGCAUGAGGGGCUUGAGGAGGCGUCCCGACUGUACUUCGGCGACCACAACAUCCAGGGCAUGUUCGACGUGCUGGAACCUCUUCACGAUUUGCUCGAGAAAGGGCCAGUAACCCUCAGGGAGAUAUCGUUUACCCAGACCUUUGGCAGAGACUUGGGCGAGGCUCGUGAAUGGUGCCGGCAAUACCGCAUCUCGCAGGAUGUGAACGACAUUAGCCAAGCAUGGGAUCUCUACUACCAGGUUUUCAGACGCAUUAGUAGGCAGCUGCCUCAGAUGACAUCCCUAGAGCUUACAUACUGCUCGCCAGAUCUGCUACAGGCACGAGACCUCGAGCUUGCCGUCCCUGGAACGUACCGUAGCGGCCAGGAGAUCGUCAGGAUCAUGGCCUUCGACGGCACCUUCAGCGUCAUCAGCUCCAAGCAGCGUCCGAGAAAGCUUGACAUUGUCGGGAGCGACGGCAAGACUUACACGUUCCUGCUCAAGGGCCACGAAGAUAUUCGGCAGGAUGAGCGCGUCAUGCAACUCUUUGGUCUGUGCAACACUCUCCUGGCCAACGAUUCCGAAUGCUACAAGCGACACCUCAACAUCCAGCGCUACCCGGCGAUCCCCUUGUCCCAGAACUCGGGGUUGCUUGGAUGGGUGCCCAACAGUGACACAAUCCACCAGCUCAUACGGGAGUACCGAGAAUCUCGGAAGAUCCUCCUUAACAUCGAGCACCGGAUCAUGCUACAAAUGGCACCAGAUUACGAUAAUCUGACCCUCAUGCAGAAGGUCGAGGUGUUCGGAUAUGCGCUGGACAACACGACAGGUCAGGACUUGUAUCGCGUUCUUUGGCUCAAGAGCAAGAGCUCAGAGGCCUGGUUGGACAGGAGGACCAACUACACGCGCUCCCUCGGCGUCAUGUCCAUGGUGGGAUACAUUCUUGGUCUGGGAGACAGACAUCCUAGCAAUCUGAUGCUCGACCGGAUCACUGGAAAGAUCAUCCACAUCGACUUCGGCGACUGCUUUGAGGUGGCGAUGAAGCGGGAGAAGUACCCGGAGCGGGUGCCCUUCAGGCUCACCCGCAUGCUCACCUACGCCAUGGAGGUCAGCAAUAUCGAGGGCAGUUUCCGCACGACUUGCGAGCAUGUCAUGAGAGUCCUGAGGGACAAUAAGGAGAGCGUGAUGGCGGUUUUGGAAGCUUUCAUCCACGAUCCGCUACUCACAUGGCGCCUCACCAAUCCUGCCAGCCCGCCGGGGCCCCACUUCAACUCGGAACGGGAGCAAGCCAUUGCAGGCCCACAAGCAGGACGCGCUCGCCGCCCAUCGAUACUCGACGCCCCCGUAGCGCCUACCGAGUUCCUGGCGGCGCAGGCUGCAGGGAUGGAUGGCGGCAUAACGGGCGCGCCACCAGGCACCCGAGGGCGUGCCCGGACCAAUUCCUCGGCGGCCCACCCGCCGGGCAGCAUGGCCAACGGCAACGGCAACGGCAACGGGGCGAACAACGAGAUGGCCGAGGUGCAAAACGCCCGAGCCGUCGAGGUAUUGGACCGCGUCGCGCAGAAACUCACCGGCCGGGACUUCAAACCCAACGAGGAGCUCACCGUGAACGAGCAGGUCAACAAGCUGAUCAUUGAGGCCACGAAGCUGGAGAAUCUGUGUCAGCAUUACAUUGGAUGGUGCAGCUUCUGGUGA